UACUAAGAAGAAUCUCUUGAGACCAAGUUACAGUCAAUGCUUUGCUUGUGUCGAAAUUCGUCUCGAGCAAGAUAAGAUAAAGACGGAAUAAACAAAAGAAGAUACGCAAGUUAAUGCCAUGGAGUUGCUAACAUUUUUAAAAACAUCAAAGGGGACUGUUUUAGCUGUUGAAAUGCUCCUGUGUCUCCUUGUGGUUAUUUGUAAAGCAGCUUAUGGAUGCUUCAUAUGGAGCGGCAUUGUAGAGCUGGUCUGGGCCGUGGUCACAUUUUUUGUUUAUGCCAUGGAUCUAUACAAAACCCUGGUGUUUUUCCCAUGGACGGACUUUUUUAGAGCGAUUACAGGCUCACUUUUUCUUUUUAUUACCUCUCUUCUCUGUUUUGUCUGGAAUCCGUCACUGGCAGCAGAGGUUGUUGGCAACGUUUUUGGUUUGCUAGCAGCAGUGUUGUUUGGAUAUGAUGCCUACAACAUUAUCAAAGACAUCAAAAACAUUAAAGAGCAGGGUGGUAACGUUGGUAAUGUGGUGAUAUUUUAAAAGGAUUAAAAGGAACUAAGUGGGGAAAACUAAAAGCUCCAACCUAUACUUUCACCCAUACAAGUGUUUUGGUCGUUUGUCCAUUCCCCAAAUACGACUAUCAGAUUCCUCCAUUUACUAAAUUAGCGCCUCUACCAGCAGCAGGUGAAACUUAAUUAUAUGAAAUGAUAUAUUGGGGUAUAUUUUAUAUAGAUUUAUAUGAAAAAAAGACAGAAAAGUGAUCACAAUUGGUAAUAUCAGAUCCAGUGUACACUCGUUAAAAAACUGUGGUCAGAAGCAGCAGUGAUGCAUCAUAGUGUUCUGGAUUAUGUUUGAUUCAGAGCUAUUUAGAAAGAGAGUUCAAAGAAAGUUCAAAAAGCUUGUUCGUAACGAUUCAGACUUCAGUUCCUAGAAGUUUAUAGUGAGCCUUUGAAAUACAUUUAGUUAGAGGCAAAGAGCUGUGUUUUUUCCUAAUAAUAGUCAAGAAAUGCAUUGAUUUACAAUAUUUAUAUAUCACACCAGUGGCGAGGCCAGAAAUUGAAACUGAGUGGACCUCACUGAAAUAGUGUGUACCUCAAUGCCUACUUUCAAAUUAUAUAUUUUUUAAAAUAUAGGAGUGGUUAAACGGAUUACAUGAAUUUUUUUGAGUCCAAGACUGGUGUUUCAAGAUAAUUUUGCUUGCAUUUGUCCUGUCAAGCGCAUAAAGAUUCUGUGUUUGUGCGCUUAUGAGUGUGUGUCCAUUUGAGUAUGUGUGCGUCUGUAGGCACAAAAAAAUGCUCACUUCAACAUCUUGCACUCAAAUAGUUUAAAGUAGUAUAUAUAUGUAGUUACAGCAACAACUUUUUUUUACAAAUAAAAUCCACUAGAAAGAUUAGUAUGUUCAGCCGCUGUUAUGUGCCUUGUUAACCUGUUUUACACUGCCUCCAACAACUUUAAAGCUUUUAAAAAAACACACUUAUUUUUAAAAACGUCACAAGUAUAAAAACUUUUAUCACUUUCAUCACAUUUAGUCUUUUCUGCUGCAGCUCUAUUGAGCUGAUAGUAACUUCUGGGAACUUUCAUGAAGAGAAAUUGCUGUAAAAAAUAAACGGUUUAAUUGGAGUGAAUGGAGUUGAUGCGACUCCCUUUCUAAAUGGCUCUUGUUUGAAUGAGAUCUGAAUGUAUAUGUUGCAUUUAUGGACGUCUUCAUAUAAAGUGAUUGCAUGGCUUCAGUUUUCAAGGCUUGUUAGGCGCAUUGUUUGGAAUAGUUUUCUACUGUUGUUUUUUUAGUCAAUUUAUGCAUUAAAAACCUGUGACUGUA
Messenger RNA from Paramisgurnus dabryanus, 1811 nucleotides. It is a transcript of the gene plp2a, whose product is annotated as proteolipid protein 2a. Lineage: Eukaryota; Metazoa; Chordata; Actinopteri; Cypriniformes; Cobitidae. The record is from RefSeq and is a predicted model, not a curated record. Gene Ontology annotation, cellular component: membrane.